Nicotiana tabacum (common tobacco) is the source of this 503-nucleotide messenger RNA. The record is from RefSeq and is a predicted model, not a curated record. NCBI's taxonomy places the organism in Eukaryota, Viridiplantae, Streptophyta, Magnoliopsida, Solanales, Solanaceae.
GAGCUUACGUACAAGGAAUUGGAUUUUUUAUGCAUGAAGAAUAUCUUACAAACGACGAUGGGUUGAUGGUCUCAAAUAGCACUUGGACAUACAAGAUCCCAACAAUCGACACCAUACCCCAGAAUUUCAACGUUCAUUUGGUAAACAGUGGACAUCACGAAAAACGUGUUCUCUCUUCCAAAGCAUCUGGUGAACCACCACUGCUACUUGCAGCUUCAGUCCAUUGUGCAACAAGAGCGGCUGUUAAAGCAGCAAGAGAACAACUCAAAGUUUGGGGCAAGCUCGACGAGUCUGCUUCAGAAUUCUAUCUGGAUGUUCCUGCCAUAUUACCUGUUGUGAAGACGCAGUGUGGUCUAGAUUAUGUGGAGAAAUACUUAGAAAGUUUACUGACUCAGAAAUCUAACUAAAUCGCGGAAUAUCACACAGUUGGAGACAUUUUCUGUGGCCUGGAUCACAAGGACAAGUGCUCAUUAUGUCUCAAAUGAUACUGAAUACUUGUUUUU